CAUAUCCUUGUCCUCCCUUUUUUUCUUUUGCAAUAUUAAAUUAAAAAUGUUAUUUUGUAGCUCACUACCUUCAGCCAUGACCUAGCCCCUCUAUAUAUAUGUUCAUGAGAGCUUCAAAUCCAUGACAAACCAAGCCUACUACUACAACAAUUAACCAGCAUUUGCCCAAAUCUUGUUUUUUCCAUAUAAUUGGUCAUCUUUGGUUGUUGCAUUUUAUUUCCUUUCACAAUUUGUCAGCCUUUUUUCUGUAUAAACAAACAAAUUUUCUUAGUUAUAUUCGAGUAUUAAUUUGAUCAUAGAGAUGGAUCGUGUGGUGAAACUGGCAUCACAAAAGGCGGUGGUGAUCUUCAGCAAGAGUUCAUGUUGCAUGUGCCAUGCAAUCAAGAGAUUGUUCUACGAGCAAGGGGUGAGUCCAGCAAUUUAUGAGCUUGAUGAAGAUGCAAGAGGCAAAGAAAUGGAGUGGGCUCUAAUGAGGCUAGGCUGCAAUCCAUCUGUUCCGGCAGUGUUUAUUGGGGGCAAAUUUAUUGGCUCUGCUAACACAAUCAUGACCCUUCAGCUCAAUGGUUCCUUGAAGAACUUGCUCAAAAAUGCAGGAGCUAUUUGGCUUUAAUUUAGAGUUAAAUGUUCCCUAUGCUUCUAGUGAUUUCCAACUGAAAAUAACUCAUCGGUUUGUAUAAUUUCCUUUAUAUUAGUAUCUAGCCGGCUAUACCUUGUACUGACAAUAACACAUAGAGUUUAAUGUAUCUUAUAUAUACUUAUGCUUUGAAAAUUGAAACUUUUUUGGAGUCUACUCUUGAAAGUCAAACCUUUUUCCCUUUUGGUUGACCAAAUAAUUCUUCAAGUUGUUGUUACUUGUUCAACUAGCAAAUUUAUAUCAAAUCAAAAAUAGUUGGGUGACUAAUUGGCUCA
Molecule: messenger RNA, 909 nt
Organism: Durio zibethinus
Lineage: Eukaryota; Viridiplantae; Streptophyta; Magnoliopsida; Malvales; Malvaceae
Product: monothiol glutaredoxin-S10-like
Source: RefSeq, a predicted model, not a curated record